Messenger RNA from Sphaerulina musiva SO2202, 663 nucleotides. Its product is annotated as DUF775-domain-containing protein. Gene Ontology annotation, cellular component: nucleus; cytosol. The coding region runs from base 1 to 663 and encodes 220 amino acids. The record is from RefSeq and is a predicted model, not a curated record. NCBI's taxonomy places the organism in Eukaryota, Fungi, Ascomycota, Dothideomycetes, Mycosphaerellales, Mycosphaerellaceae. Gene Ontology annotation, biological process: protein import into nucleus. The transcript has a single exon. Gene Ontology annotation, molecular function: nuclear import signal receptor activity.
AUGUCUCUCCCCUUCGGCAUCAUCAUUUCAGGCCGACCAGUCGAUGUCUCACCACAAGCAAUCACAGAAGCCCAAUACGCAUUCCGAAUCUCUCCCAGUCCCGCCUUUAGCCAUAUCGUAGUAUUCCUCCUCCCAGGCAUAACAUUACCGCCAGGCACAGCCGCAUCGGUAUAUGUUCAAAUUCCACCUACGCAAGAAUUCAAGCUAUUAGGAGCCAUAGGACCGGGCAAAGAAAGUGCAAUUUUCAAGAUCUCCGGACUGAAAUCUUCCAUCACGAGUCAUGAGAACGCCAUGCUGGACGAUCCCACGAUGCAAGCCCAACAAGCGAAUGCAGUUCCACAAGGCGAUAUAGUGGUGGGAGUAUCGAUUGAACCCGAAGCACAAGUUGCCUCGCAACUUGCUACUCUGCAGAAUGGUGGACAGCCUACGGCCAGUAACAACGCCCAACCUUCCAGCGCAUUAGUCAGGAUGGGAGCAGGAGGUGCUGAUGGGAGAGCUUCGACCAAAGUUCUCGCGCAAAGGAUUAUUGGGAACGCUUUCAAUUUCCUUGCCAGCUUUGGAAGUGACACGGUGCCGUUGAAGGCUUUUCAGAACUGGUGGGAGAAGUUUGAGAAGAAAAUUGAUCUGGAUCCGAGUUUUCUGGAGAGAGAGGGCGUGGAGUGA